CUUCGAAGGAAUCACAACUUACCACCAAACAAUCAACUUGUUAACGGCUAACCGCUAAAAUAGUUUCAAAAAACACAGUUUUCAACACCUUUUCGUGCGAUCUUAAGUUUUUCGUUUUACCAGUUGUCAAUCAUUAAGUCAAUUUGCUGGUGCAAAAAGCGUGGCAUACAUUUGUGCGCUCUCAUUUGGCAUAAAUUCCAAACUUAAUUAAAAAACUUUUUAAGGCACUUUUUCCCUUGAAUUCCGGACAUUGCGGAAUAUAAAAAUAAAGUUAAAUCAGUGCUUGCAUUCUGAAGAAAAUCUUUGCACAGACUCAGUCAGUUCCUUUGAAUUAUUUCAUUGAAUCGCGAUUUAAAUUUUUUAAUAAAAGAAAAGGUUAAGUGAAACCGCGUUAUAUUACACACACAGAUUCUCAUCAACGCAAGGCAAGAGCAAUAAGUAGAAAUGUUUCACUUGAAGCGCCAACUGAGUCAAGGCUGUGCCCUGGCCCUCAUCUGCUUGGUGACUCUCCAGAUGCAGCAUGCCACCCAGGCGGAGGUGUCUCCAGUUCAAGGCACUCCCCUGAGCAAUCUAUAUGAUAAUCUGCUGCAGCGCGAGUACGCCGGACCCGUGGUCUUCCCCAAUCAUCAGGUGGAACGCAAGGCCCAGCGUUCGCCCUCGUUGCGUCUCCGGUUUGGACGCAGUGAUCCGGAUAUGCUGAACAAUAUUGUGGAGAAGCGUUGGUUCGGCGAUGUCAACCAGAAGCCCAUAAGGUCGCCCUCUCUGCGCCUGCGAUUCGGCAGGCGGGAUCCCAAUUUGCCCCAGAUGCGACGGACCGCCUACGAUGACCUCCUGGAGCGGGAACUCACCCUCAAUAGCCAGCAGCAGCAGCAGUUGGGUACCGAGGGAGACUCCGAUCUCAGUGCCGACUACGAUGGUCUCUACGAGCGGGUGGUGCGGAAGCCACAGCGUCUUCGCUGGGGACGAAGUGUUCCUCAGUUUGAUACAAACAAUGCUGAUAAUGAACAGAUGGAACGCUCGCAAUGGUACAACUCCGUGUUGAACUCGGAGAAAAUGCGCCGGAUGCUUAUGGCCCUGCAGCAGUACGAAUCUCCCGAAAAUGUGGCCAGUUAUGCCAACGAUGAAGAUACCGAUGCGGACCUGAAUAAUGAUGCAUCCGAGUUCCAGCGAGAGAUCCGUAAACCCAUGCGGUUGAGAUGGGGACGAAGCACUGGAAAGGCUCCCUCAGAGCAGAAGCCGACUCCUGGGGAAACUUCAUCGGUCCCACCCAAGACACAGAACUAAAUUAUUGAAAAACAGCCAUGUGAAGGAACUGCAGGAGAAUGGCAACAAUUAAAAGAUAUCGGAAGCAAGCUACACGGUCAAUAUCCAAAGCCAAAUAAGAUACAGAAAACAUAUAAAACCCAAGGUCAGACAAAGUUUUUGAAAGCAUUUUGAGAUCGCAAGGAGGCAAGGGCUAAGAAAUACAUACUAUAAAACAUAUAUCUAAUAAAAAUUAUUAACCAUUUAUGUGUAACUCUUGGGUUUGAGCCACUUUUAAAAUAAACUAAAACUUACAAAUAUAUAUUUUCCGUAAACUUUAACAAUGCGCAGGUAAAACAAGGUAAAACAACCAUUUCGACUUAGAGUUAGUUUACAAGUGUACCAUUUUCAAUAAUUUAUAGUUGCGUUUUUUUUAUAAAGAUCUUCAAAAUGUUUUAUAUUUUGUAUUAUUUAAAAAAAAUUAAGUAUGUAUACCCAGAAACCCAUCGAAAUAGUUCAGCCUCCUUAUUCCUAAUAUGCUCAAUUAAAGAACUUUAAAAAUAUUUGAUUGCCCCAAAAACUUUUAGACUCAAUGUAUAUAAAAAUAUUAUGAAAACUUUUAAAAAUUAGCGCAAUUUGUUAUACUAACGCUAAAAAGCUAAAAAAAAAAUUAUUCUAUUAAUGAAAGAACUUCUUCGUUUCUAAACUCGUAAGCGAAUUUCGAUUUAAUGUUACGAUGGAAGUGUUUGAAAAACAUAGAGGCCCCCGAAAGCUGUAUUACUGUAACACUUGUUAUAUUUUGUGUGCUACAAGUUAUAAAUAAAUGUAUAUCAACUAUUAUAUUAUACGACUAUAUAUAUAUAUAUAAAUAUACGAUGAACAUUGUCUAUUGAAA
This is a messenger RNA of Drosophila subpulchrella, 2137 nucleotides long. It is a transcript of the gene sNPF, whose product is annotated as short neuropeptide F. Bases 445 to 1284 code for a protein of 279 amino acids. The transcript is spliced from 5 exons. The record is from RefSeq and is a predicted model, not a curated record. Lineage: Eukaryota; Metazoa; Arthropoda; Insecta; Diptera; Drosophilidae.